AGACCUUUACGAAGCUAAGAGAUUAUCGUUCCGCCUCCUGUGGACCGUGAAGAGGGAGCUUCUCUGAUUGGUCUGAGGGUCCAGGCGCGCGCCGAGGGGCGACUCGGGAUUGGCUAACGUCUCGUGCCGUCAUAGAUCCUUAGCGGUGAUUGGCUGGAGGGCGGAGCCGGCUAUUUGAAGGGAGCGCGCUUACCGGAGAAGCGCUUCAGAGAGAAGAGUUGGGUGUCGCGGCGAGGUUUCUGUCUUGCCGUCCUCUUCCUUCUCUGUCGCAAGUCACUGAAGAAGGCUCCAUAGCAGCUGCGGCUCCCGGGCGAGGUGAUGGCCAAGGUGUCGGUGCUGAAUGUGGCUGUGCUGGAGAACCCGAGCCCUUUCCACAGCCCCUUCCGGUUCGAGAUCAGCUUCGAAUGCAGUGAGGCCCUGUCUGACGACCUGGAGUGGAAGAUCAUUUAUGUGGGCUCAGCUGAGAGUGAGGAGUUUGAUCAGAUCCUAGACUCAGUGCUGGUGGGUCCUGUUCCUGCAGGAAGGCAUAUGUUCGUCUUUCAGGCUGAUGCCCCAAACCCAUCCCUCAUUCCUGAGACGGACGCCGUGGGUGUGACUGUGGUUCUCAUCACCUGCACCUACCAUGGACAAGAGUUCAUCCGUGUUGGCUACUAUGUCAACAAUGAGUACCCAAACCCAGAGCUUCGGGAGAACCCACCCCCAAAGCCAGACUUCUCUCAGCUACAGCGGAACAUCUUGGCCUCUAACCCCCGGGUGACCCGAUUCCAUAUCAACUGGGACAACAAUCCAGACAGGCUGGAAGCCAUAGAAAACCAGGACCCCAAUGUGGACUUCGGCCUUCCCCUUAGUUGCACUCCCGUCAAAAGCCUGGGCCUCCCUAGCUGCAUCCCAGGCCUCCUUCCUGAAAACUCCAUGGAUUGCAUCUGACAGGGGAGGCAGAUAGGGCUCAGUAGGACCCAUGGCAGUCUCCUUGCACACCUGGAGGGGACCUACAAGCCCUCAGACAGUCAUGCUUGGUCAUCUCAAGGAUUUGGGGACCACCAGCUGUCUCCAGACCUGUCAGCCCCAAGGAAAAAAAAAAAUGGGCCCCAAUCUUUUCCAUCCAGGUCCAGAAGAAUCAUCUCACUUAUGAUCUACUGACCUCUAAAAAGCAGGUACUUGUGUUUCUCAUUCUUUGCGUCAUUUUUCCUUCUAUAUUAUCAGUUUCUAUGAGAAGCUUUCUGAAUACCACCUACCUUGAGGCUUGCUUGGGUAGUGCCUGGCUAGCAUUGGCCAGAGGUUAUUAUUCCUUCCAACUUGAGUUCUUGGAGACUCAGGCAAGGAAGGAGUCCUGGUUAGAAGGCCAACCCAAUACAAUGGCUGUCCUUUCAGAGUGUCUAGGACAUUCAGUCUAACUAGUACUAUAAAACUCCCCAAAGGUGAGCUCCCCAGGCUAGUGAGGGAUGGUAGGUACUUUGGUCACAGCCACCUUUUCACCGCCUGACUGAGCCUGGCUUUCUGAGAGGAUUGCCCUGGGUAGGAGGUAUAUUGGAGGUCCUGCUUCAUGCAUUCUGGCCCCAUGGAGUCAUCAGGGUUUGCUUUGACCACAUGUUCAUUCUCAUGUGGUACCUAAAUAUUCUGGGAUAAAGGAGGUAUUUGGCAGGCUGACCUGAAAAACUCCCGCUCCAUCUACCCCUACCCUAAGCCUUGGUCCCCUUGCUGCUACAUGUAUGCUAUUGUGAUUGCAGUGUGUAUAUUAAAAGGUUUUAUAUUAAAAGUUAUGGUUGGCUUAAGAAUAAAAGCACUUCAU
Molecule: messenger RNA, 1789 nt
Organism: Arvicanthis niloticus (Nile rat)
Lineage: Eukaryota; Metazoa; Chordata; Mammalia; Rodentia; Muridae
Gene: Asf1b
Product: anti-silencing function 1B histone chaperone
Biological process (GO): DNA replication-dependent chromatin assembly
Cellular component (GO): nucleus; chromatin
Molecular function (GO): histone binding
Source: RefSeq, a predicted model, not a curated record